Camelina sativa (false flax) is the source of this 889-nucleotide messenger RNA. Its product is annotated as putative 2-oxoglutarate-dependent dioxygenase AOP1.2. The record is from RefSeq and is a predicted model, not a curated record. NCBI's taxonomy places the organism in Eukaryota, Viridiplantae, Streptophyta, Magnoliopsida, Brassicales, Brassicaceae.
CUCAAAAUCUUUUUUUUUUUGUUCAAUGAUUUGAUCUUAUCGUAACUGCUCUGAACUUUUAAAUUACAAAGAUAAAGACAAAUUAAUUAUGUAGUUUUUCUACGUUUCUAUAUUACAGACAAAGCAAUGUGUUGUCUUAUCAUAAGAAACGUGUAGUUGCUGUUUGUUUACCUUUUUUCCCCACCCACCCUCCAGAAUAUGCUAUGUGUCGGUCAUCAAAUGAGCCAGAACAGGUUUGUGAGCACAACAAAUUAUAAUGAGUUUUGAAACAAAACCUGCUCUUAAGCUCCCGGUCAUUGAUUUCACAAGCCGAGAUCUAAAGUCGGGAACUGUCGAGUGGGACUUGGUAAGCGGUGAUGUGCGGAGAGCUUUGGAAGAAUACGGAUGCUUCGAAGCCUUGUUCGAUAAAGUCACUGCCGAGCUUCGGAAGGCGGUGUUUGAAGCCUCGGAGGAUCUUUUCCGGCUACCGUUAGAGACAAAACAGAGAACUGUGUCAGAGGUAAAAUACAAAGGAUAUGUCGGUCAGAAUCCUACAAAUCCUCUGUAUGAAGGAGUGGGUAUUGACGUUGCAGAAAAUGAAGAGAACGUCAAAGCCUUUACUCAGAAGCUUUGGCCUCAAGGCAACAAGAAUUUCAGCGACACGGUUCUCUCAUUUACCAAGAUUGUAUCAGAACUUGACUUCAAGAUCCGGAGAAUGGUUAUGGUUAGUUUCGGGAUCAACGAAAACUACAUAGACGAACAUCUCAAAUCGACAAAAUGCCUAAUGCGGAUGAUGAAAUACAGAGGAGUUGAUGAAACAGAGGAGGAGCUAGGCAUGGAGGCUCAUACAGAUAGAAAUGUGCUCACCAUUACUCUUGUAUUUGUUGUAUCCUAGUAGAAUAUAAUAAAA